This is a messenger RNA of Microthlaspi erraticum, 1272 nucleotides long. The record is from the annotation of a GenBank genome assembly. NCBI's taxonomy places the organism in Eukaryota, Viridiplantae, Streptophyta, Magnoliopsida, Brassicales, Brassicaceae.
AUGCGUGAAGUUUCCGAUACCCUCUGGAAUUUUCACCUUACGUGGAGAUCAAAGAUGACGAGAUCAUGUUUCCUCCGCGAGCGCAAGCUCCGCACCGCGUCGUCCUGUAUGAUAACCGAGCCAGUAUCGGACGACGAAACCGACGAGUCCAACGCAAUAAAACGAGCCGUCGCAACGCAGAAUGCAGAUCCCCCGAUCCAUCGGCAAAGGAACUCCGAGCCCGCCUGGAAAUCCGACUUAAGGUCCAGCUUUGGCACUAAACACAAGGAUCUCUCCGAUCUAUUCGAGAUGGAGCAACUCGAGGACGAACCGCUACGAAGCUACCUGAACAGAUUCAAGAGCGCGCUGCUCGACCUCAGGGACAUUCCGGGAGCACCCCCAAUCGCGGAACCGGUACUCGUCCAAGCCCUCGGAAACGGACUUCGAUACGAAUCCGGAUUCUGGGAAGAUAUCCGCAUCCGCCCCUCCCCAACUUUGAAGGACGCCUUCCUCCGCGCUGAGAAUUACAUCCGCCUCGAGCAAGACAUCCCGCAGCUACGGUUCGACCCCGAAGAUCCUCGGUUCCGGCUAAGAAACAAGAGAAAGUCAUCAUCCUCUCGCCCGGAGAAGUCCACGCAUAAAGCACCAAGGUGCCAUCACGAAUCUCUCCCUCGCCGAGACGACGCCCCUGUCUACGAAGGCGAGACCAGGAGAAACAUGGAGAAUCGCGCGAAGACUGAUCGCCAUGCACCCCCGCAAUGCUCGUUCUCCGAUCAGGAGAUAUUCGAGAUCAUUGCCGAUAUUCGAAGAACUCCCCUGACAAGCCGCCUAUCCGAGGUACCACUGAAGAAGCGCGCUUCACUACACCUAAACUUCUAUGAUGGCCGAGAAGAUCCCAAGCAGUGGAUCACAUCCUUCAUGACGGCCAUGAGAAGACAGAAAUAUACAUCGCCGGAAGAACAAAGCGCGCACUUCUGCCAAGCCCUCGCCGAACACUUGCGCGGCGACGCCCUAACAUGGUUCAGCAACCUCCGUGCCGACUCCAUCGACAGUUUCGACGAUCUAGCAGCCGCUUUCCUAAAGCAACACCUCCGUUUCGCAUUAGACGACCUCGUCUUUUGCAAAACCGAUGACGAUACGAUCUAUGGUCUCGGCAAAUUCGGUUCCGACUGGGAAGGACCAUUCCGCAUCGCGAAAGUCGUCAAACCAGGUAUCUAUCAGCUAGAAGACAACCUCGGCACCACGUCCGAUCGCCUCUGGAGCUCGUCGGAUCUGCGCAAGUUCCAUGACUAG